This is a messenger RNA of Aspergillus glaucus CBS 516.65, 454 nucleotides long. RefSeq lists its product as uncharacterized. The record is from RefSeq and is a predicted model, not a curated record. The coding region runs from base 57 to 383 and encodes 108 amino acids. NCBI's taxonomy places the organism in Eukaryota, Fungi, Ascomycota, Eurotiomycetes, Eurotiales, Aspergillaceae. The transcript has a single exon.
CUUCCCUGCUUCCAUCCUUUCCUUUGUUUGCCAGUUCCCUGUGGGCUGUGUCGACCAUGGCGCCUCACUCCCAACCAGUCAGAUCUGACAACAAAGAACACUAUUUGGCCCAAGCAGAGAGCUUGGAUGUCUCCCAGCUUCAACAGAAGUGGUACAGUGACGGCACUCAGUGUCACGGGCUCGGAAUAGUAGAUAAUAACGAACUGAAUUCCUAUCUAGACUAUUGUAGCCAUCAACGAGAAUAUCGAAUCUGGAGAGAAAAGAAGAAAAGGAAUCUAUCUACGGGAAAAAAAGGGUUUUUAUCCAUGACCUCUGUGACCGCGCUAAGUGCUUUCUUUCUUUGUUUGCUUGCAUGGUGGCGUUUUGUUGAUACCGGCCACUGAAGCAGCGUUGAGCCGUUGAGCCGUCACAGUGAGUUGGUUUCAAGCUAGUCUCAAACUCAUUGAGAAUGUAG